Molecule: messenger RNA, 2186 nt
Organism: Priapulus caudatus
Lineage: Eukaryota; Metazoa; Priapulida; Priapulimorpha; Priapulimorphida; Priapulidae
Product: neurogenic locus notch homolog protein 2-like
Exons: 12
Biological process (GO): proteolysis
Molecular function (GO): calcium ion binding; serine-type endopeptidase activity
Source: RefSeq, a predicted model, not a curated record
CGGUGGCGACGGCGGCCGGAAAUCUCUGCGCAUCUCAGCCCUGUCUCAACGGAGGAUCAUGUCGCCGGCUGGGCUCUAUCAACUACUUCUGCUCGUGUGAGGAUGGCUUCAGCGGACGAAACUGCGAAACAAGCCUGUUCUAUGAAUCUCCGUGCGACAUUUCUGCUUCCUGUGCGAACGGAGGCACAUGUUUGGACAUAGGCACGGGCCGGGAUGCGUUCGUCUGCGUGUGUCGCGGCGGCUUCACGGGGAUGCAGUGCGACCAGUCUCUUGGACUGAGCGCACUGGCAUCAGCAAAUCAGCCGUUCCCGUCGUGCAACGAUAAUGGCGCGUGUCUGAACGGCGGGGUUUGCUUCUUCUAUGCUGGCUUUGUCUUCUGCGACUGCCCGAGCGGAUUCACCGGACGUCACUGUGAAAACAGCUUAGGCGACGACGUGUGUGCAGGUGCGCCUUGUCUUAAUGGUGGCAAAUGUAUCCCCGUCAGAUCAGCAGUUCCGUCAUACAUGUGCAACUGUGCCCCGGGCUUCACGGGCGCGAACUGCCAAACCAUUAGUCGGACCACAUGUACCAAUUCUGCAUGCAAGAAUGGAGCGACGUGUCUGAAUUUCCAGAACAAUAUCCUAUGCGUGUGUCCGCGUGGCUUCUUUGGCAGUGACUGUGGCACAGAUCACUGUAGCAGUAAUCCGUGUCUUAACGGGGGUAGAUGUGUUCUACUCGAGAACACAUUCGCAUGUGAUUGUCCAGCAGGCCAUAUUGGCCGCGUUUGUGAUACCGCGAUGAAUCAUUGUGCACCGGACCCCUGCAUGCACAGAGGCGUCUGCUACAAUGAAGGGUCGUCGUACCGCUGCGCGUGCCAGGCUGGCUUCACAGGACAGAGCUGCGAAAACUUCGCAUCAGUUGCGCAGCAAAGUCGUCAGCAGACGUCUGGCCAGGGCUGCCCGGAGCGGACCACUGUACCCAAUAAUGUUGCCGAAAGAAUCUCAUAUCCAGGGAACAGACCACCGCCUGGCGUAUAUCCCGCCUUUACGCGUAUAUCAUACGGCUGCAAACAAGGUUUCUACGAAUUGCUGGGCCCGUCCGAUGUUAUGUGUAACGCGGAUGGUCGCUGGAGCGCUGGAGAUGUUAAGUGCGUUCCAGAGUGUGGCGUGGUGGCAUCGAAUGUUCGAGAGACCGUCGUGGGAGGAAAUUCGACAAGACGAUGUCAUUUUCCAUGGCAGGUUGUCAUCUACAAGAGAGGCGUGUUCCACUGCGGCGGCACACUGCUUGAUGACAGCUGGGUGCUGACGGCUGCCCACUGUGGCUUCGAAGCCAACGGUGACCGCGUGGUGGCGCUGCGGCCGUCGGACCUGGACAUUGGCAUCGGGAAGCGGUUCAGUAGUCGGCGCCAGACUGAACAGUACGCACAGUUUCGGCAGGUACGACGUAUAAUUGUACAUCCAGCCUACAGCCAGUUCACGCUCGAGAAUGAUAUGGCUCUGCUUAAGCUGCAGACCCCCGUAGAGAUCGGUGUGUGUGUGCGGCCUGUUUGCUUGCCGAAUGGAAACAUUCCGAGACCUGCCACCGGAGAGCAUCUGAUUGUUACCGGCUACGGGUCUACGGGCACGGGCGAGCCUUCUUCGGACGUCCUACUGCAGGCGCAACUACCCAUCGUCUCCUCGAUCGAGUGCGAGCAACUCUUCCACGCAACAGGUCUUCCGGAGUUGCGUAUCAACGACGACUUCCGGUUCUGCGCCGGAUAUUCCGCGAAGGGAGUUGCCGAUUCGUGCAAUGGCGACAGCGGAGGGCCGUUCGUGAAAGCAUACGGAAAUCGAUUCGUCAUCCACGGCGUUGUGAGUGCUGGCGGCUCGCUAGGGUGCGCUGCCGGUCAGUACACGACCUACACGCGCGUGUCGGGCUUCUUGGAUUUCAUCAUCAAUACAAUGUCGAGAUCGGGGUAAUAACCGCUGCUUUGACGAGUAACAGGUUGUCAUGCAAGUGCUUAUCUCUACGUCUCUCAGCUAGAGGAUCAUAUAACGAAUGAUACGUGAAUUUAACAAAGCGUAGAAAUAGUUUGCCAACGAGUGAGAACGUGCGUUGUUACAGUUAUACUGCAUGAUAAGGAUGACUAGACUGUAUAACAAGCACUAUGCUGUUACGAUAAUAAUUAUACCUAAUCAAUAAACACUUGCUACCGUACUAGCUCUGGA